This is a messenger RNA of Effrenium voratum, 559 nucleotides long. The record is from the annotation of a GenBank genome assembly. Lineage: Eukaryota; Dinophyceae; Suessiales; Symbiodiniaceae.
AACUGAGAUCCUCGCUUGGCAUUCGGUUCCGCCAUGGCACUCAGAGUCUCUGUGAAGUUCGGCAAGGAGUCCAAAGAUCUGGACUUCCAGCAAGAGAUCAAGCUGGGGGAGCUGCGGGAGGAGAUCGAGCAGCAGAUGUCCGUCCCUAAGGCCAAGCAGUCCCUGAUCUGCCACGGUCAGCGUUGGCACGGCCUGGCGUUUGCCGACAGCCUGCCAGUGCUAGAGGCCGCUGGCCGCAAGGGCACUCGGGAUGUGGACGGAAUGAAGGUGGUCAGCGUCAUGCUCAUGGCUCCCGCGGGGAUCGACGGUACAGAAGAGGUCUCGCGCUGCGAAGCGCAAGUCAAGGAGGCGCAAGACAUUGUGCAGAAGCUGCCAGCGGCAAGUGCCGAUGAGACACAGAAGGCAGCACUCUUGGCCCACGACCUGCUGGUGAAAGCCUCACAGGGCUUGGACUGCCUUGAGCUGGUCGGUGCACAGCGCGCGCGCCGACGCGAGCUGCUGUCCCAGAUCGAGGCGCUGGAGAAAGACGUGGACGCCAAGAAGCGCUGAGCCGGGGGAA